Molecule: messenger RNA, 3291 nt
Organism: Metarhizium brunneum ARSEF 3297
Lineage: Eukaryota; Fungi; Ascomycota; Sordariomycetes; Hypocreales; Clavicipitaceae
Gene: Ric1
Product: Guanine nucleotide exchange factor subunit RIC1
Biological process (GO): retrograde transport, endosome to Golgi; intracellular protein transport
Cellular component (GO): cytosol; Golgi membrane; Ric1-Rgp1 guanyl-nucleotide exchange factor complex
Molecular function (GO): protein binding
Source: RefSeq, a predicted model, not a curated record
AUGUAUUGGCCCAUUGGCACUCCACGCAUUUAUGCCACCAGCAGCAGUCGCGCUCCCGAUCUCAACCUCGUCGUGUCCUAUGACGGCCUCCAGCAGCCCGACGCAUACAGUUCCUCGUCAUCACUCGGCAAAGAUGGACAGUCCCGAGCUGCUGCCGACGACGUCGACUUUCAACACCCCUCUCCUACUCCAUUGACGCCAGCCACGCCGGCUGUCCAGCCCGUCCUGGGAGACGACUUGUUUCCUUCAGCAAAGAGCCCCUCGCCCUCGAUUGAUUCGCGAAACAAAGCUACAGUUCCAUUUAAAGAUCCCGUACUUGCCCUAGCCGUCACCCGUACUGCUCACCUGUUUGGCGUCAUCACGACAACAAGCAUUACCUUGUGGCAAACCAAGCCUACCGUUGUACUUGCAGUCGUCGUGCGAUCCGAGUCUUCUAUCCAAUCUUACGGAACCAAUGUCGACCUCUUAUUGCGUCCAGACUCUGCCAUACUAGUGGUUCAUACUUCCAAAGGAUACCUCAUCACCUAUUCAAUUGCUACCGAUGGCGAGUCGUGUGUCUAUAAACCCCAAUUUCCAAACCACCACAACGUCCAACGGCGAAAACAAAGUCUGAUUGGGCCCCAAGCGGCGCUGAGAGGAGACCAAAUUCUCUGGGGUCCAGGAGAAGGCUCAGGGGUCCGCGACGUCAGCGUGCGAUUCCGAAUGGUGAUCAAGAUCGAUGCUGGUAUUGAAAGUGCCUUGGCACUCGAUGACGAAUUGGUUGUGGCGACAAGGAAGCCCGCCGCUGUUCAAUGCAUCCGAUGGACUCCGGACAGCACGGGCAACCAGACGAGAACCGAGAUUAUAAGCAAGAUGGGGUGGGUCGAGAAUAAGACGUCUAUUCUAGAGAUGACAUACGACAGACCCAUGAAUUUAGCAACCUGGAUCACCAGCGAUGGACGAGUAUACGCGGUACAAAGACAACAAUCGAGGGAGGACUUGGAUUCUGAAGGUGUGGACGCAAAGCGUCUAUUUAAAGGCUACUGUUUUCAUAUUCCUGAAACCUCUGCUAGCCACGCCGUCAAGGCUGUUAUAAAUGCCCGGUUUUCGUUGAUUGCGGCGGGAUGCGCUGACGGGACAGUUUACGUGUACUCUGUUCGAGAUUACUCGGGUAAUAUUGUGCUCUCACAUAAGCAUAAGAUCCCCGUUUCAAACGCCGCUACUGGAGCUUUUACUUCCCUUUGCUACUCCCCUGACGGAUAUUGCCUUUUUGCUGGAUUUGAAAAGGGAUGGUCGACAUGGAGUAUGUUUGGCAAACUAGGUAGCAACAGUUUCGGGUCCGAUGCACGCAUUUCCAGCGGGAAUGAUGAGCAGUGGCUGACCGGAGUGUCGUCAGCUUCGUGGAUCGGAGGCGGUUCUGAAAUCCUACUUGCAGGCCCUUGCCACGAAGCCAUUUGGAGUUUGGAAAUGGCCAAGAACGCAGUCACGGGCUGUUAUAAUGAAGCAAACGUCUUUCGGACGGUCCUUCAGACCCCGGCUGCAGUUAUGGUGUAUCGAGGAUAUGACCUCCCCGAUAUGACGAGCAUCUCAGCCGAGCCCUUUCUGUGGCACACAGCCAGGAUACCUCCAACAUAUUUGUUAAAUCAGUGGCCCAUCCGCCAGACGGUCAUAUCUGCAGAUGGAAGAUACGUCGCCGUCGCCGGCCGCCGUGGCCUUGCACAUUAUAGCGUCAAUAGCGGCCGAUGGAAGACAUUUACAACCGAAGCCAUGGAAAACGAUUUCCAAGUCCGAGGCGGCAUGUGCUGGUAUCAGCAUAUUCUCGUUGCUGCAGUCGAGAGCGACAGGAGCUUCGAGCUGCGCCUGUUCUCAAGAGAAACACCCCUCGACAUGGCUCAAGUAUUAUUCCGCCAGCAUAUCCCCGCACCAGUUGUGCUCGUGACCACGUCUGGUGAAGAUUCUCUUCUUGUUUACACGUAUGAGAAUAUUUUGUAUCAUUUCAUAUUUACCCCAUGGGCGGAUUCUGUUCGUCUUGUUCAGGCGGGACAGAUUGCGUUUCAUGGCAUAGUACGAUCUCCUGCUAGAGUUCGAGGGCUCAGCUGGAUAUUACCUGAAUCUCAGAUGGUGGAUGGGGACCCGUCUCAGGAUGUGGCUGUAGCAUCCGUGAUAUUCUUGGUGGACGGUAAACUAGUUCUUCUGAGCCCUUCGCUCAAUGAAGAGGGCCAGUUGAAGUACGAUAUGCGUAUUAUUGCUCAAAACGUCGAGUACCACGCCAGCAUGAGAGAUCAGCCCCUACUCAAUGUGGCCCAUUUAUCAGACGAUCCGUCACUCAGACGUGGCCCGCCUGCAUUGAAAUAUUCUCUAUGGGUCUUCGACGGCGUGGAGGUGAAGGCGUGGGCUAACAUUAACGAACUGCUGAAUGGUGCUUUGGCCGAUGGCGGCAAAGACUUUCCUGCGCCCGUAUCUGUUCCCGUGGAUUUUUAUCCACUGUCAGUUCUACUGGAAAAGGGCAUAAUACUAGGAGUUGAAUCAGACUUGGUCCAAAGGCGGGAUGUGACGUUUUCUUUUUUCCAUUUCGCCAUCAGGACACACCUGUUUCUGCCCGAGAUUUUGCGCUUUUACCUGCGACAGGGCAGAACGAUUGAAGCGGGAGAGCUCUGUGAACAAUAUCAAAAUUUGGAGUACUUGUCGCACGGAUUGGAAAUUUUGCUUCAUCGUGUCCUGGACGAGGAAGCAGAUACAUGUCCGAAACCUGAAGAUGCUGUUCUUCCCCGGGUGCUGUCUCUUCUGUCAGCAUCAUCUAAAGAGUAUCUAGACGUGGUGCUACAGUGCACUCGCAAAACAGAAGUGCGGCAAUGGAAGACAUUAUUUGCUUACUUGCCUCCAGCGCAAGAGCUGUUUGAGGAAUCGCUGCAACGGGGAUCACUCAAAACCGCAGGCGGCUACCUGAUCGUGCUGCACACACUUGAGGAAUUCCAGUCGCUGACCGACCAGUCUGUACGCGUCUUGUCGAGGGCAAUCCAGGAAGGGGACUGGGAGUUGUGCAAAGAACUCGCCCGUUUCUUAGCGGCUAUGGAUGAGACGGGAGAAGUGCUCAAGGAAGUGAUGGAGGUGGUAAAUAUAGGACAAAAGCAAGGACGUGCUCCCCAGGAGAUAGUGAGUCGGCUGAAGAUUCCGGGUCCAAGGGUUGCCAAUGGCACUAGAAGAAGUAGUAGGGAUGAUGGUGAGGAGACCGAGUCUGAUGUACCGUCGGCAAGCGACGCGUCUAGUGUUGGGUCAACGGCCAGUCCUUUUAACGGAGCUAGGUCGCCAUGA